Neltuma alba is the source of this 342-nucleotide messenger RNA. RefSeq lists its product as uncharacterized. The record is from RefSeq and is a predicted model, not a curated record. Bases 1 to 342 code for a protein of 113 amino acids. Lineage: Eukaryota; Viridiplantae; Streptophyta; Magnoliopsida; Fabales; Fabaceae. The transcript is spliced from 2 exons.
AUGUCCCCACACUGGCUUGUUUAUGGGAAAGCAUGUCAUAUUCCGGUUAAACUAGAACAGAAGACCUACUGGGUAGUAAAGAUGUGCAAUAUGGACCUAGAGGAAUCUGGUCUGGAAAGGAAGUUGCAGUUACAGGAACUAGAAGAGAUGCGGUUGGAUGCUUAUGAGACCCGAUUUGUGCUCAAACCAAGAAAGUUUAAAACUCGUUGGGAUGGGCCAUAUAGAGUCACCAAAGUGCAUGACUUCGGGAUGGUAGAGCUACUUGAUGAGGCUGGUGGAUCAAAAUUCAAAGUCAACGGAAACCUUCUCAAGCUCUACCACGAUAGUACAAAACCUCCAUGA